Messenger RNA from Diceros bicornis minor, 5097 nucleotides. RefSeq names its product coronin 2A (gene CORO2A). Gene Ontology annotation, biological process: actin filament organization. The record is from RefSeq and is a predicted model, not a curated record. Bases 111 to 1688 code for a protein of 525 amino acids. Lineage: Eukaryota; Metazoa; Chordata; Mammalia; Perissodactyla; Rhinocerotidae. Gene Ontology annotation, molecular function: actin filament binding. The transcript is spliced from 12 exons.
CUGCCGCGGAGGCGGCGGCGCUGGGCGCGGGGACUCGGCGGGCGGCGAGGAGCGCGGAGCCGGAGCCGGACGCCGCCGCCGCCACCGCCACCUGCGCGGCCGUCGUCAAGAUGUCAUGGCACCCCCAGAUCCGGAGCUCCAAGUUCCGCCACGUCUUUGGCAAACCCGCCAGCAAGGAGAACUGCUACGACUCGGUGCCCAUCACCCACAGCGUCCAUGACAACCACUUCUGCGCCGUGAACCCCCAGUUCAUCGCGGUCGUGACGGAGUGUGCUGGUGGGGGGGCCUUCCUCGUCAUCCCCCUGCACCAGACGGGGAAGUUGGACCCCCACUACCCGAAGGUCUGCGGGCACAGAGGGAACGUCUUAGACAUCAAGUGGAACCCUUUUGAUGAUUUUGAGAUCGCCUCCUGUUCUGAAGAUGCCACGAUUAAGAUCUGGGACAUCCCCAAGCAGCUGCUGACAAAGAACCUCACAGCCUGCAGGAAGGAGCUGGUGGGCCACGCCCGCCGCGUGGGCCUGGUGGAGUGGCACCCCACGGCCGCCAACAUCCUUUUCAGCUCCGGCUACGACUACAAGGUGAUGGUCUGGAACCUGGAUACAAAGGAGUCUGUCAUCAUCAGCCCCGUGAGGACAAUUGACUGUCACCAGGACGUGAUCCUCUCCAUGUCCUUCAACACCAACGGCAGCCUGCUGGCCACCACCUGUAAAGACCGCAAGAUUCGGAUUCUCGACCCCCGAGCAGGGACCGUUCUCCAGGAAGCCAGCUACAAGGGGCACCGGGCCAGCAAAGUGCUGUUUCUGGGGAACCUGAAGAAGCUGCUGUCCACGGGCACGUCCCGAUGGAACAACCGGCAAGUGGCCCUGUGGGACCAGGAUGACCUGUCUGUGCCUCUGACAGAGGAAGACCUGGACGGCUCCUCAGGCGUGCUGUUUCCCUUCUAUGACGCGGACACCAACAUGCUCUAUGUGGUGGGAAAGGGAGAUGGGAACAUCCGCUACUACGAAGUGAGCGCCGACAAACCUCACCUUAACUACCUGACCGAAUACCGCUCCUACAACCCACAGAAGGGGAUCGGUGUCAUGCCAAAGAGGGGUCUCAACGUGUCCUCCUGUGAGAUCUUCCGUUUCUACAAGCUGAUCACAACCAAAAGCCUUAUCGAGCCCGUGUCCAUGAUUGUACCCCGGCGGUCAGAAUCCUACCAAGAGGACAUCUACCCGCCCACGGCAGGCGCCCAGCCCUCUCUGACUGCCCAGCAGUGGCUCAGUGGGAUGGAUAAAGGGCCAGUCCUGGUGUCCCUCAGGCCCGGCUCUGAGCUGCUGAGCACCCGGCCGCUGCUUCCAGAGAGACCCCUCUCCAAUUCCAUGGCCUCCGCCUCGCCCCGGCUCUCCAACCAGACGGAAAAGCUGGCUGCAGAUGAUGGCCGGAGGCCCUUCUCCCUGCUGGAGGAGAAGGCGCCCAGGUGGGCGGCAGAACAGAGGCUGGAGGAGAAGAAAACUUGGUUCACAAACGGCUUUGACAUCUUCGAAUGCCCCCCACCAAAGACGGAGAAUGAGCUGCUGCAGAUGUUCUACCGGCAGCAGGAGGAGAUCCGGCGGCUGCGGGAGCUGCUGACCCAGCGCGAGGUGCAGGCCAAGCAGUUGGAGCUGGAGAUCAAGAACUUGCGGAUGGGCUCAGAGAGGUUCUGAGCAGAGCUCUGCCCUCUUCGCCCUCAGGGACACCACUCGGCGCCAUGGGGAGGUCCAGGACCAACCACAGGUCCCCCGAGGACAACUGCUGUUUCUGUCAAUUUUACCAGAAAACGAAACUUUGGGUCGCUGAAAGAUUCCAGUGGGAUGCGGUGCCAUUUUUCUAUUUGCCUUCUCGAAACAAUGGUGUCUGAGUGGACUCUUUUUAGAUGACCUUGCCUUCUGUUUAAUUUGUGUUUAAGGGUCCACGAUGAGCUGUAACUUCUCAAGGGGAAAGAACAUUGUAGAAAGUUAGAGCUGGAAGGACCGAGGAGGGGAACCUGCUUGUGAUUUUCAAACUGUGGUCCGUGAAAUGGGGGAUGGCUAAGUAGACAGGGCCUCCUCCCCUUCCCAACCAGACAGCUCCCCUUCUAUCUGUUUCAUUCAUUGGCUUCUAUGGAUACAUAAUUCUGCUGCUUAAAAAAAAUUUAGAAGUUUAAAAACCAGUGAUCUGACCCAACUCCCUCAUUUUACUGGUGGGGAAACUGAAGCCCAGAGAAAGGCAAGUGAUCAAGGUCCCCAGAGAGUUCAUGGCAGGGCUGGGCUGAGCUCCUGGUUUUCUGGUCUGUCUGUCUGCUGUUUCUGGUCUGAUACAGGUCUCAGCCCGCAGGGCAGGAAUCUCUUGGUUCUGGCUUCAGCUAUGCCCGUGACUUAGCGACCUCCUGUGAGUCCUUCCCUUACCCCGCCCUUGGUCUCCAUUUCUCCAUCUGAACAAGGGUCAUCCUGGAAUGAGCUGCCCUCCACAGGAUCUGCUACCCAGACAAGAAACUGUGGCCUUGACUUGAGGAAAACUACAUGCUGGGUGAUGAUCUGGGUUUGCUGCAGGAACUCAGGAGACAUUGGCAAAGGGGCAGAGGGAGUUUAACUUCAGGGAAAUAAUUCAGGGUCCAGCCCAGUUCUAGAACACAGACAGGAGGCCAAAGCCAUCCUCUCUUCAACCAGAAUCAGCCGGAUGUGGGUAGACACUAUCCCUUGUGUGGGACGCAGAUAUCAAAGCGGUGCCCGUGACCACUAACUGCCACCCCCAAGCCCUCAGGUCUCACAGCCUGCCUCCCCUGGGAGAAUGCAGGCAGAUUUCAGCCCAAGGUAACAGAAGAGGUCCCCAGGAGGUGGGGAGCCCCAGCACUGGAAGUUGCGGGCCGAGCCUCAUGGCUGCCACCGGUGAGGACUCCUGGAGAAGGAUGACUGCACUAGGCAGGGAAGCAGGACCACAUGGCCCUGAAGCCCCUUCCAGCCUGGGAGUUUUCUGUGUCCCUAUUUUGUGAGUCUGUGUUCUGAGCCCUUCUCUAAGGUUGUCUCUUUCUCAGUGGUCAAUAUGAUGGCCCGGCUAAAGAUGGGGAAUAUUGGAAGGAGGUGCAGACAAUGAGUUUUGCCCAUUGCACAGGGUGAUCCCAGAGCUAGGAGGGGGACUGCAGGAGGCCACCUGGCCUGGUAGGUUUCAACCCAGGCUGUACAUCAGAAUUCCCUUGGGAGCAUUCAGGAAAUACAGAUGCCCAGGCCCAACCUCGGACCAGUUGAAGCUGAAUCUCCGAGUAGGGCCUGGCUUUGUGUAUGUUUUUAUAAGCUCCCAGGUGAUUCUGCAAUACAGUGAGGAUGGAGACCCACUGGGUGAGUCCAUCUGCACCUAGUCACAGUAAAGAUGAGGAGGACAGUGAGCGCCAGACAGGAGCUGGGACUCCAGCUAAAAUCCAGCGCUCCUGAAAUCAGGAAGCAUUGUCCCGAGCCCUCCCUCAUGUCUCUCUGGGCCCCUUCCUGGCCGUGCAUGACGGGGGCUCUGUGCUCCUGAUUGCCCCCUCCUCUGCCAUGGCUGAGUCCUCCUGUCUGCCUGCACACGCCAGACGCCCGUGUUCCUUCUUUUAUCCCCAUUUACUCAGUGGCUGGGGCUCACCAAGCCUGCCAAAGGCCAAAUCCCGGGCAUUGCCAGGGAAGCAGAGCUCUACUGGAUGGAGUUACCUCUCCCACCUCACUUGUGGCCAGCACUUCACAGUUUACAAAGCCCUCCCACUUCCACUCAUAGACACUUCCUCCUGCAACAUGGCCCAGGCAGGCAUUAAUAUCCCCCUGUUCAGAAAGGAAGACCUAGCCUCGGAGAAUAAAGAAACAUGGAAACAUCGUGCCCAGAGGCACUGGCUGCAAAGCAGUGGAGGUGGGGCUGAGUCCGGGAGCUUCCGGAAUGCUCCUCUACACAGAGCCAUUCCUUCUCGAGCUCUUCCCACCCCUACAGGACCCAGACCUCAUGCUUAAAAACAAUACGAAGGCAUCCAUGAACAAACUUGUUUUCUUUUUUUUUUUUUUUACAUCUGGAAUAAAUUAUUUAAAUUAUUUCACAGCAAGGGAGAGGGAUAGGUAAUUUUUAUCAGAUAUUUUUUUAAGCCAUUUUUUAAAAUUACGUUUUUGUUUAUGUUCUUGACUGAUGGCAGAGAGCUUGCCCAGCAUUGGCAGAGCCAGGCCCUCACACUCAGGGCAAGCAGAACGCACACUCAUCUCCUUACUCCAUACCCCAGGAACCCCCGACUGUUGACUCAGGAACUUUCUGAGGAUGAAGACAGCACUGGGAGGUGAGCUUCGGGGUGUAUCCACCUCAGCUCUACAGUAAUUGUUCUUCCUGGAACAAAACUUGAGAUUGUAUCAUAGAGGGAAGCAGGAAGUCAGAAAUCAAUCUAUGCUCUUAAUAUGAAACCGUGCCUGAAACAGUUUGAAUGAUUGUUUUAAUGUUGUUUCUGAAAUUCCUUGUACCUUUGUAAAAAAAUAAAUAAAAGUGAAAAUAAAUAGAAGUGGAAUCGUGCAAUGGAAAGAAUGUGACAAAAUAAUAAACAUCUGCCUAGACAUUUUAAUACACGGAGCUUUCCUUUUCUUGAUUUGUUCCACAAAUACCAAUUAAGAACCUACUGUUUGGGCCAGAUGACAGGCUGGGAAACAGGUAAGACAGACUUGGUCCCUGCCCUCUGAAGAGUUUUCAGUCAUGGUUAGGGGAAAGGGGAGGGCAAGAAUAGGGGAAGGGCGUCCUGCCUUGGGGAGAGAAGCAGGGAAGGCUUCCUGGAGGAAGUGAUAUGUAGGCAGACACCUGAAGGAUAUAUAGGAGUGAGCAGGGCAAAGGACAUUUCUGGAAAAGAGUGCUCCAAGUAGAGAAAAUUGCCUAUUCCUUGGUCUGAAAACAAGAAAAGGGCAGAGCAUAGACAGGGUAGGGAUCAAGAGUACUAAGAGCCAACGGCCUUGCAGGUGGGAGCUGAGACUUUUUUCCUAGCUUUAUUGAGGCAUGAUUGACAAAAAUUGUAUAUGUUUAUGUUGUAUGUGAUUUUUUAAGGUGUACAGUGUGAUGAUUUAAUAUAUGUAAAUUAAACAUUGUGAAAUGAUUACCACAAUCAAGUUA